Messenger RNA from Vicia faba (fava bean), 864 nucleotides. Lineage: Eukaryota; Viridiplantae; Streptophyta; Magnoliopsida; Fabales; Fabaceae. The record is from the annotation of a GenBank genome assembly.
AUGGCAACCCCAUUAGAAAGGUACCAAAAACUUGCCCUAACAGAGUCUCUACCUAUAAACUACAGAUAUCCAAUUGCUUGCAAAGAGCUAAGCUUUAUUCUCAGGGAAGCUUUUCAUCAAUUCCCAAAGAAUUUGCAAACCAUCGUUUUCCAAGAUACUCUCUCUUCCUUCCGUCUCCUCCCACAAAUGCAGACUGAGAAUGCUGUUUCCGCCGUCCAUUUACUCCUCCAAAGUGUAGAGGCGUCGCUGCCGAAACAGAAAAAGAACAUGGCUGUAACAGAAUUUAAGCGAGCAAUGGUUGCUCAUAAGAGGCGCGCUAAAGCUCACCAGGUAGAGGAAGGUUCAUUCCAACUACCUCAAGAUAUUCUUGUACACAUUUUCAGUUUUCUAGAUAUGCAAUCUUUGGUCUCAGCGGGGAUAGUCAACUGGUCAUGCAACGUGGCUGCAAAUGAUAACCAUCUAUGGGAAUCACAGUAUUCUGUACUGUAUGACACUGCUGCUAAACAGCCCCCUAAGAGACCUGAUGAUAAGCUUUUACAUAAACCCCUUGAUACUAGGACGGUUACUGACUGGAAAGAGGCUGUUAAAGGAUCAUACACUGGAGCAUUAUCCAAGAAAUUAACAACCAAUAGAGGAUACUGUGAACGCUGCAAAGCUAUAGUUUGGUUAAACAAUUCAAAAUGCCCCAAUGUACAUGGAGGAAGGAUAUCUGAAAUUCAUGAUACCAAACCUGUAACGCAAUUCCAGGUUGUGGAAUAUCUUCUACAUGAUUCUCUAUCCAUAGCAUCUUCUUCAGACAGUGACACUGAUUCAGAAGGAGGACCAGUUUCUAAGUUUUGGGAUAUACAUUUAAGAAAAUACUAG